Microtus ochrogaster (prairie vole) is the source of this 5094-nucleotide messenger RNA. RefSeq names its product ring finger protein 144A (gene Rnf144a). The record is from RefSeq and is a predicted model, not a curated record. Lineage: Eukaryota; Metazoa; Chordata; Mammalia; Rodentia; Cricetidae. Gene Ontology annotation, molecular function: ubiquitin-protein transferase activity; zinc ion binding. Gene Ontology annotation, biological process: protein ubiquitination.
CGCAACGAGGCCGAGCGGGAGCCCGGACCGCGCGGGACCAGGUACCUUGUGCCCUGCUGAGUACUGGCGUCCCCAGGCCUCCCUUUCUCAGCCUAGUACAGAGACCUCUUCCUUCCACCUAAGGGAAGAGGCACCUGGAUGCUCACGAGCACAGUGGGUCCCCAAGAACUGGCUGCAAGAUACCGCCUUUCCUUGCCUCUGCCCUCCUCACAGACUGCUCUGCGAUGACAACAGCCAGGUACCGGCCCACCUGGGACCUGGCCCUUGACCCGCUGCUGUCCUGCAAGCUGUGCCUCGGGGAGUAUCCAGCGGAGCAGAUGACAACCAUCGCCCAGUGCCAAUGCAUCUUCUGUACCCUGUGCCUGAAACAGUAUGUUGAGCUCUUGAUCAAAGAAGGACUAGAAACUGCAAUUAGCUGCCCGGAUGCUGCGUGCCCUAAACAGGGCCACCUUCAGGAGAAUGAGAUUGAGUGUAUGGUUGCAUCUGAAAUUAUGCAAAGAUAUAAAAAGCUACAGUUUGAAAGAGAGGUGCUCUUUGACCCUUGCCGGACGUGGUGCCCAGCAUCCACUUGCCAAGCCGUGUGCCAACUCCAGGACAUAGGGAUUCAGACCCCCCAGCUGGUGCAGUGCAAAGCCUGCGACAUGGAAUUCUGCUCUGCCUGCAAAGCCCGCUGGCACCCUGGCCAAGGCUGCCCCGAGACCAUGCCAAUCACCUUCCUUCCUGGGGAGAGCAGCUCUGCCUUCAAGAUGGAAGAGGGCGAUGCGCCCAUCAAGCGCUGCCCCAAGUGCAGGGUGUACAUCGAGCGGGAUGAGGGCUGCGCACAGAUGAUGUGUAAGAACUGCAAGCACGCCUUCUGCUGGUACUGCCUGGAGUCUCUGGACGAUGACUUCCUUCUGAUACAUUACGACAAAGGGCCUUGUCGCAACAAGUUGGGCCACUCCCGGGCAUCAGUGAUCUGGCAUCGGACACAGGUGGUGGGAAUCUUUGCUGGAUUUGGGCUCCUGCUCCUAGUGGCCUCCCCGUUCUUGCUCCUGGCCACGCCCUUUGUACUUUGCUGCAAGUGUAAGUGCAGUAAAGGUGACGAUGACCCGCUGCCCACCUAGAGGACUGCGUGAUGCUGGGACAGAAUCCUGCCUCGGGACGUGUGGCCCCCUACCCCCCUACCCCUCCCUCACUAAACAUGUUUCUUGCCUUAUGUGCCCCAUUGAGCUUCAGUGUCCGACUUCCUGCAGAGAUUUCAGGGAUGACAUCAGCCAGUGGGCAGAGGCCUCGGGUGUGGUCUCCUCCGGGGUGUGGGGAAGGCAAGGCAGAAGUGGGUGGGGCGCACCCCGCAGGUUCUUCUGUGUCUGCAGACCUGGCCUGAGGUAGCAUCAGCUGCACAUCAGGCGGUUUCGUCUCCCUGGCCAUAGACUGGGAACGUCCCGCUGGAGCUGAGGAGCCCCACUCAGACAAAGGGACGCCUUGGCUUCAAGAUGGCAUCGUAUGGUCAGGAGAGGUCUUCAAGACCUACGACUCUCUUCAGCCAGCACCUGAUUAUCUGACUUGAGAAAAUCUGUUUGUGAACUGUUUUUACUCCUAAAGGCAUUUAGUAAAAUCCUUUUUAGAAGGCUCCCCGCCCCCCCACUUUCUGUCCACUGAAUAGUGAAAAUCAACAAGGUGCGUCAAAACCAUGCCAUGCCUUCUCUGAAAUGUGCAUUUUAUGAAGUUAUAGAUAAGUGACUUUCUUGGCCUGACCACUUCUUCCAGGAGCUACAGAAAGCCUUAUGCACACUUUUGUGUUUCCUCUCGGAAGCCGCUGUCAUGACUGUUUGAAUGCCGUGAGCUGUGUCCUGUGACCCACACGGGCUCCCUGUUGUCGGGUUUCUUUGAAGAUGCUGACACGUUCAAGGGAUCAUCUCCCCUGUCCUCCAGUGCAGCUCACAGGGCCUAUUCCUUCUCCUAGGUGGCAGCCAACACCUUGGAGUAUCUCCAAACCAGGUCUUUUACUCUGAAGGCCUCUGCUUCCACUCCUUGCCCCACUUUGCAGGUUGGUGAGGCGACGAGGAGGGUUAGCACCAUCCCUCCCUGGGCAACUCUGAGAAGGUGGGUGGGAACGCUCUGAAGUGUUUGCAUUGUUCAGAUGCUUUAGGUAAUUUGAAAAACCAUGUGGCUCAUAGGACACAGGCCUAACCCGGUAGUUAACCAGUGUGUUCUUGCUAGGAAAAAACAAAACGAAACAAAACAUAUAAAGGAAGGAAGGAAGGAAGGAAGGAAGGAAGGAAGGAAGGAAGGAAGGAAGGAAGGAAGGAAGGAAGGAAGGAAGGAAGAACCCUUCUGCUGAGGGGAGUGGGUUUGCAAUUUGGUCCUUCUGGGGACUGUGUGUUUCCGUGUCAAGUGUAAGAUAGUAAGACCCAGGCACUCCACUGAUGGACUCUGAAAAUAGCAGAGAGAGUGCUUUCUUUCGGAAUUGACUUUCAGAGCCCACCACGCUCCCCAGGAGCAGGGUGGAGCUGUAGAGGUUCACAGGGGAUGGUGUUCUUAAAGGCUUACCGGGCAUCCUACAAAGAAGUAAAGCGAACCCGGAGUCCUGUCACCUCAGCCCUUGUUCUCACAAGCCCAUGGCCUCCUUAGUGACUGUCUGUGUGACUCUACACUUCUGGGCCAAUGUCAAGUCCUAGCAGGCACUGCCUGCCCAGGAGUGACUUCAUUUUCUUUCUUUUUAACUGCUGGUGAGUGAGGUAGGACAACCGCUGGCUUCUCUCCCGCUGGUAUUGAUUUUUCUUUAUUAAGCUAACGUCGUUUAGAAGCUCAGUCCGCAUCAAAACCACACUCAGAAAGUUGUCCUGUCGUUGAAAUGGAAAAGUUCACUAGCCAGGUGUGACCUCGGAGACUUUUAUUCUGCGUGAAGCCUGGCCUUGAGCCUCCUGUGGUUGGAAACAAGGGGCAAGGUGGCCUGGCUCUUCUGAAAAGGACUGACGAUUUUAUGUGAGUCUGUGGCUGGAUUCAAGACCUCAGGCCUGGAAUUUGUGUGCAAGACCAUCCGGCCACCACCUUUUAAAAUGCUUCUCAGAGGUGGCAGGCAGCCUGGGCCCUGGUUCUAUCGGUGCACAGGCAGACUUCACAAGACCAUGGUCCUCCCCACCCCGCCUUGACCACCACUGUCUGUCUCAUUGUUUGGUUGCAUUCAUCCUUGCAGUAGGAGCAGCAGCCUGUGUUUCCAGACCACGGCUCAGGCUCCCUAAUCAAACAUGGAGUCACUUUGUAUCUGGGAGACUUCUGAAAGUUCACACACCUUUGUGACCCCACCUACUCACACCAGCCCACAGUGUUCUUCCCAAGCACAUGACUGGACGCAGGCAGGGGCCGUAGGGAUGCUGGGGCUGACCAAGUAUGGACAGAGGAUCCCUGUCUGCCAUGAGCCUUUUUAUCAAGCAUACUUGCUCAAUUGUAAUAAAAACUAACUCGUCCACUCCCUCUAGAAACACCAGCAAGAUCACACUGAAAUAUAUACACUUGCAUUGUUCCCUAUGGGAGUCCUUUUAGUAGAGACUUCCACACCCGUUUAUUAUGGGCACGCAGCUUGAACCAUGUGUGAUGUAAAAUGCACGUGGAACAGUGAAGAUGCCCCCUCCCCCAGAUGCAACUGGUCUUGCUGUAAGUCCUGAGUAGCCUGAAGUGCUCUGUGAUCAUAGUAACCUUUCUGUUGCUCAGUGUGGUUGGUCAGAAGUGAAAAUGAAGUUCAAUGAGAUGGACCACUCUCCUGAUAGAAGAACACUGUUCAGUCCUGAGCUUGUGGAAGAGCCUCUUAGUGACAGGCUGUGGGACUUAAUGACAGGCUGUGGUCUUGUCUAGUAGGGCACCACUGAGGGCCUGCUGGCCUGUGGGUUAUCUGAGGCAUUGGGUGGCUGACCCUACCCACUGUCUUACUGGGUGUGCUAAUCCCUGCCAAGCUCAGUCCUGCAGCCCAUGGCUUCACAGUCUCCCCAGGGUGAUGCUCUCAGAGGCAGUCAUGAUCCGUGUUCAUGGAGGACAGAGAACCAGCUCCUUGUGGGGACAGAGAUUUGGAUUCCAUGAAUUAUGGCCCGCGUCUCCACCUGGGAGUAGCUCAGACUGUGGAACCAACACCUUCCCCACUUUGGUAUCUGUCUUGAAGAGAACAAAUCCUCUCUCUCUACAGUGUAUUGUUCCAUAAAACAGGUGUAAGAUCCUAGCCAGGUUUCCCAUUGAAUACAACCCCUGGGGAGGAAGGCUUGUCAGCCUUUGAACAUCUGACUUAAAGAUGAAUUUAUUUUUUUCCACUGCACUUAGGAAAGGGAGAGGUUAUUUCAUGAAUCCGAAGUGUUUUUCUUGGUCGCCUUUAAAAAUUAGGGGACUGGAGAGGAUGAGGGAGGGUUUAUUUUGUGUACUUCCUGAUUCCCACAGAUAAAUAAACACACCUGUGAAUAUAUAUAUGUAAAUCACAACGAAAUCUUCAAGGGAAACCACUUUGCAUGUAUACAAUUUCAUGACGGUUUCCUUUAAAAAAUAAAAAUACCAAAGCUUGUUUCUCCCUCACAAUGAACCCAAACCCUUAUGAAGUUAAAUGAGGUAAAGAGAUUAUAACUGACUGUCGCCAAAAAAAAAACUCAACCAGGAGGGAAGGGCUUAUGUUCAAAUGGUUGCUGAUGCCCCAUGAUUAGGAGAGCCCACUCUUGACAGUUAAAACCCUACAAUCUCUCCAGCCCUCCUGGCUUGUAUAAUCCUGUCUUCCAAGAUCCCAAGGCCCUCCAGUUAGGUGUAGCUGUGUGCCACGUGCCUGACUUUUCUUUGAGACUUUGCUAACUUUGCCUCAAGUGUAUUUUAAUCUUGUAUAAAAACAUGCAUGUGUCCGUCAUGCGCACGUGCACACGUAUGCAUUCUGUAUUUGAUGAGUGGUUACUGUAAGACCAAACAAGCAAGCAAGCAAACAAAAAAUUAUAUAUGAGAAAAUUGCGUUUGUGGUUUUGAGACGUGAGUACACUUGGUACCACUAACACUGUGACGUGUAAGAGCUGUCUGAAUGCCUUUCCAUGUUGUGAUUUGUACUUUAGAACCCUAGGGACACAUUGGAUCUAUAAUUUCAAUACAUAUUUUAAA